AUGGCACCACAGCAAGCACGCCCGACGGUGAGCCUCACACACAGCAUUGGUGCGGAACCGAUCACCCCUCCUACAACACCUCCACUGGCUUUUCCCAAAGCCGAUUCCAAAUCGGGACUCUCGAGAAUCCUGCGACGCUCGCGCUCAACGAGGUCGAAGCAUGGAGACAGUCAGACCACGACUCCGAUGAUCAAUUCUAGACCCUCGGUGGCUGAGAUGAAAGCCCCAUUUCCCCUUCUUCUUCCGCAGUCUCCUUCCCUUACAGAAGAUGCUCCCUCCGUCACAGCUUCGUCGUCAAGUCUACGCCGAAUGUCCAUAAGCUAUAAUAGCCUCCGUGCUCUCGCCCAACAACAUGCCGCUUCGAGCCCCGCCAGGAGCUUAUUGCCGAGUCCCAUUACAAGAGAGCCGCACAACGAUGGACAGUCAUACUUCAUGUUUCAGGAUUCUUGGGAGCAAACGUCGACUUCUAAGGAAGAACUUGUCGACAACUUACAGAUUGUGUCACACUAUUGCAACGAGGAACCGGCCGAAAUUUCGAACGAUACCCCUUCCAUUCGCGAUUUUGCAUCAAGCGACGAUGAGCAAAGCACGGCAUCCGAGUCCGUACCCGUCACGCCUUCUGACCACGGCUAUCCAGAAGCAUUCUGCUCCAGCGAGUCCGGAUGGCUGGCAAACACGACCUCUCGUGACGAACGUCAGCGAAGAUUCAAGUCAAGGUAUUACCAAGUCGUCCAACGUCCUUGGACAGAGGGAUGCACUGAAGGUGGGGACGAAGAAGUGAUGGUUGCCACGAUCCUGGUUGGGCUCGGCAAGCCAAAGAUCGUGCAAAUCCACCGUCCCUCUUCGAGGCCAACAAGCCCGUCAUCCCCCGUCAAAUAUCAACCUGUCCCUACAACACCAGUACAGCCACCUGCAGAGGUUUCCGCAUUCAGCCCUUAUGACACCCCAGGCGACGUACCUCUACUAGAGUCCCAGCUGUGCAAAGCAGUCAGCCCGCGUCCAGAUAUUGCCACAACAUCACCAAGCAGUCUUAUACCCCCGCCUCUGCGCCUUACGCGGCGUAUGUCCAGCAUAUCAGACAGUAGUAUAUUCAGCGCCACUCUGCAACGAUUGCAUGGGUUGGGCGACCCCUUUACGAUGUCACCACGGAGGUCUCGAAGCAGUGGCACUUCGUUAUCGUUCUCCUCAAGGUGGACAACAGCACAAGCACCAACUAAAAGGGACUCGUAUCAGUGCGUGUCUCCUACCCACAAAGUUGCAAUGUGGUCGAAAUGCCGGAGGGUAGAAAGAGCCAUACGGGCUGUUACCAGAGCCGUCGACAGUUUCCCUGACGGCAUGCUUCGUCUGGAUUCUCCGCCGAUUCUUGAUAUCAGACGUGCAGGCGUUUCAGAUCGUACAUAUAUUGAUGCUUUCCACAAGAUAUUUCCAAUGGCGCCAGCGCUGCUACUUUCUGCGCUGACCGCAUGGAUCCUUGUAGACAUCUACUUCUCCGACUUGAAGGAUCAGAUGAGGCCAAUGGAGCGAGAUCGGGCUCGUACGGAAGCCCUGAAUGAAGGUCUGCACCGAAUACCUGACAAGGCUAGAGAAAUGUUAGCUAAAUGA
This is a messenger RNA of Exophiala viscosa, 1602 nucleotides long. RefSeq lists its product as uncharacterized. Lineage: Eukaryota; Fungi; Ascomycota; Eurotiomycetes; Chaetothyriales; Herpotrichiellaceae. The transcript has 3 exons. The record is from RefSeq and is a predicted model, not a curated record. Bases 1 to 1602 code for a protein of 533 amino acids.